Molecule: messenger RNA, 1733 nt
Organism: Jatropha curcas
Lineage: Eukaryota; Viridiplantae; Streptophyta; Magnoliopsida; Malpighiales; Euphorbiaceae
Source: RefSeq, a predicted model, not a curated record
UAUACCGGUCUAUGAACACCGCUGCGGUCUUUUACUACUUCUUCCGCUGGCUUUGCUUCCGCCUUCUACUAGCCGACUUCUGUUGUAUACCCAUACCUUCCUCAUUGUAUCACAAAUUCACGGUUACAGACAUGGAAUACCUCAAAGCGAAACCAACCAGCAUCUGCCACGUGUUGGCCAUUCCGUAUCCAGGUAGAGGUCAUAUAAACCCGAUGAUGAAUCUCUGCAAGCUUAUGCAUUCAAAAAAUCCCAACAUUCUCUUCACCUUCGUGGUCACCGAAGAGUGGCACAGUUUCCUUAGCGGUUGCAAGAAGCCGGAGAAUAUCCGAUUUGACACAAUCCCCAAUGAUAUACCGUCAGAGCUUGUUCGAGCGAAAGAUUUUCCGGGAUUCUUUGAAGCUGUAGCAACGAAGAUGGAAGCUCCAUUUGAGCAACUUCUUGAUCGGCUUGAUUUGCCUGUGAAUGUGAUAAUAGCUGAUACUUAUUUGGGCUGGGUUGUCAGUGUUGGGAAUCGAAGGAAUAUUCCGGUGGCUUCUCUUUGGCCUAUGCCUGCUGAUGUAUUUUCUGUCUUUCACCAUUUUGAUCUCCUGCUACAAAAUGGGCAUUUUCCGGUUGAACUAUCAGAAAGAGGAGAAGAUUGCGUGGAUUACAUCCCUGGAAUUCCUCCAACACGUCUACUAGAUUUUCCAACAGUAUUUGAUGGAAUUGGUCGGAAGACGCUGCACCGAGUCUUGGAAUCUGUUUCAAUGGUGUCCAAAACACAGUACUUGCUAUCCACUUCUGUCUAUGAGCUUGAAUCUAAAGUCAUUGAUGCUUUAAAAUUGAAGUUCCCCUUUCGUGUCCUCCCUUUAGGCCCUAUGAUACCUUAUUUUGAACUAGAAAGCAAUUCUUCUUCAGCUACUAAUGGUUAUCAUCACAAUCUUCCUUACUAUCUACAAUGGCUAAAUUCCCAACCCAGAGAUUCAGUAUUGUAUAUUUCAAUGGGAAGCUUCCUUUCAGUUUCAAGUAACCAAAUGGAUGAAAUCAUUGCCGGAGUUCUUAACAGUGGUGUUCGGUUCUUGUGGGUGUCCCGCGGAGAAAUAUCCCUGUUUAAAGAUGGUCAUGGUGAUAUGGGAUUAGUAGUGCCUUGGUGUGACCAACUGAGGGUGCUAUGCCAUCCUUCUGUUGGUGGUUUUUGGACACAUUGUGGUUGGAAUUCUACCCUUGAAGGUGUUUUCGCCGGAGUUCCAAUGCUUACUUCUCCUAUAGUUUGUGAUCAAAUUCCUAACAGUAAAAAGAUUGUCCAAGAUUGGAAGAUUGGAUGGAGUCUAGAACGAGGUGCUGAAGGCAAAAACUUGGUGAAACGAGAAGAAAUUGCAGAACUAGUGCAGAGGUUUAUGGAUCAAGAAAAUAUUGCAGUAAAAGAAAUGAGGAAAAGGGCAAAAGAAGUUCAAGAAUCUUGUCAGGCAGCAAUUGCAAAUGGUGGAUCAUCUGAUACUAAUCUUGAUUCUUUCAUAAGGGAUAUUUCAGAAUGCCAGGCCAAGUGAGUGUGUUGAUUUGUUUAGUACUCUUUAACUAAGAAGAACAUUGGUUUCAUUAGAUGAUUUAAGCCUGCAAUUCUGGAGUUUUUACAAGCCAACACCACCAACUUUGUUAACUCGUUGAGGAUCAAACUCACUUGAGAGAAAAGAGUACUGAAUCAUGCAUCUCAAACACCACCAAUUAUUAUUAUUGUUAUUAUUAUUUUAUAUAUA